AUGGUUCAACAGGCUUCUUUGGACUUCAACUCAAAGAUUUUUGGAAAUAUUUUUGUGCGAAAAAAUAAGGUGGAAUAUCAGAUUGAUCAGAUUCAACGGCGUUUGGAGGUUACCGAUGUGUUAUCUCUGAGAAUUAAAGAAGCUGAACUGAGGGAAGAUUACAAUAGGCUUUUAUUGCAAGAGGAACUUUUUUGGUACCAGAAAUCUAGAGAGCAAUGGGUCAAGUAUGGGGAUAGAAACACUAAAUUCUUUCAUCUUCAGACUUUGGUGCGUAGAAACCAUAAUAGAGUACAUGGAUUAUAUGUUAGAGAUGGGUCUUGGUCUACUGAUCCAGAUAUUCUCCAGGAAGAAGCCCUCUCUUUUUACAAGAAUCUCUUUGGUACAACGGAAGAGGUUGAGGUUGAUUGUUUAGGGGAUGUUCCGAUGCCCACUCUAAGCACUGAGGCUUGUGCUAGGUUAAUUGACCCUGUCUCUUUUGCGGAAGUCAAGUCAGCAGUAUUCAGUAUGAGCCCUUUUAAGGCUCCUGGUCCAGAUGGCUUUCAAGCUUAUUUUUUUAAAGAAUAUUGGGAGAUAGUAGGCACUGAGAUUUGGAAUAUUGUCCGGAGCGCUUUUUUGGGAGAGUUCUUAAAUCCUAGCAUCAUGGAAACUCUGAUUGUGCUUAUUCCUAAAAUUGAUAAUCCUACCUUUAUGAAGGAUUUCAGGCCUAUUAGCUUGUCUUAUGAUAGGGUGGAUUGGAGGUUUUUGGAGAGUACUCUCAUUGCUUUUGGUUUUCCUAUCAUCACUGUUAAUUUGAUUAUGACUUGUGUCCGUGCAUCCUCUCUUUCUAUUAUGUGGAAUGGGAAUAGAUUGGAUAGUUUUGCUCCUAGAAGGGGGCUUAGACAGGGCGAUCCAAUGUCUCCUUACUUAUUUGUGCUUUGUAUGGAAAGACUUGCCUGCUAUAUAUCUCAUAAGGUGGUCGAGGGUGUGUGGAAACCAGUUUCUGUCACUAGGGGUGGCCCAAAAUUUUCUCAUUUGAUGUUUGCAGAUGAUCUCUUACUCUUCUGCCAGGCUACAAAAAGUCAGGUCCAAAUGGUCAUGCAUUCUCUUAAUAUUUUUUGCAAGGCAUCUGGCAUGAAAGUGAAUCUUGAAAAGUCUAAAGCUUUUUGUUCUAAAAAUGUGACUGCUCGUAGAAGAGAUAUUUUUACUAGUGUUUCUUCAAUACGUUUUGCUUUGGACUUAGGAAGAUAUCUUGGAGUUAACCUUAAUCAUUCCCGUACCAGUAGGGCUUCUUUUCAUUCGGUGAUUGAAAAGGUGAGGGGAAGAUUAGCUAAUUGGAAAGGAAGGCUUCUAAAUAAAGCAGGGAGACUUUGCCUGAUCAAUUCUGUUGCAGCAUCCAUUCCUGUCUAUCAUAUGCAGAGUAUCUCAAAGGCUUUUGGUGCUCUUAAGGAUGCCUUCUCUUGGUGCGUUGGGUCACUUGAUCAAUCUUUUUGGUUUGACAAUUGGAGUAUUGAGGGCCCAAUUGCUCAAGAUGUCCCUUUUGUACAUAUAUCUGACUCUGAUUUAACUAUUAGAGACGUUUGGAAAGAUGGUCAAUGGAAUCUCCAUGAUAUUUUCUCUAUCAUUCCAGAAGAUGUCAAACAGCGUUUGAAUGCUUAUAAUCCGGAUUUGAAUGCUGGAGAGAGUUCGGGUUGGUCGUGGGGUGUGGCAUCUUCUAGACUCUACUCAGCUAGGAGUGGGUACAGUUGGCUAGCCAAAAGAAAGUUUGACUGGAAUGAGCAUGAUAAUUGGUUGUGGGUAUGGCGUCUGCAUAUUCCUGAGAAGUAUAAGUUCUUGAUUUGGCUCAGUCUCCAUAAUGCUAUUCCUACAGCAGAGUUUCGUUUGGGUCGUGGUUUAGCUUUAUCUAGCACCUGUCAUCGGUGUCAGAAUGGUUCUGAAUCCAUUCUUCAUUGUCUUCGGGAGUGCCCUAGUGCCAAGGAGGUCUGGACCCUUUUAGGCUUGUAUUCAGAUAACUCGAAUUUACAUGAUUGGCUCUACAGAGGUGCAAGGAGUGGAGAUGCUUUUCUUUUCUUUUCGACUAUCUGGUGGAUUUGGAGAAGCAGGAAUCAUGACUUAUUUAAUAUAGAUGAUUCAUGGAGUGCUAGUAAAGUGGUGAGUUUGAUUCGUAGUUCAGUAAGGGAGUUUCACACUAUUUUUGCUAUGCAUCAAUCUCUGUCUCCUCUUUCACUUUGUUUGCAUUGGGUUCCACCUCCAGUUCAUUCUGUUAAAUUGAAUUGUGAUGUUAGUUGGUUUGCUCCUUCUGGCUAUGCUGGUUUUGGUUGUAUUAUUCGCAAUCCUGAUGGAUGUUGGUUGAAAGGUUGCACUGGAAAAGUCGAAGUGUGCAGUGUUCUUUUUGCUGAAUUGUAUGCAAUUUGGAGAGGUUUACUUCUUGCUUGGGAGAGUGGAUUUCGUGAGGUUAUUUGUGAAACAGACUGUUUAGAAGCUCUUUUCUUGGUAAAUCAAAGAAUGCUUAGUAAGGAUAUUCCGGAAUGGGAUUUGGCAAAGCAUAUUCAGGAGGUUAUGAAUUGGAAUUGGAGAGUCUCUAUUCUUUUAAUUCAGAGGACUGCAAAUAGUGUUGCAGAUUGUAUGGCUAAAGCAGCUGCUUCUGUCGCGGACAUUCACUCGAAUUGGAGCCAACCAUGGAGUGAGCUUCAACAUCUAAUAGAUUUAGAUAUGACCCUAGCCAAUUAA
This is a messenger RNA of Arachis duranensis, 2706 nucleotides long. RefSeq lists its product as uncharacterized. Lineage: Eukaryota; Viridiplantae; Streptophyta; Magnoliopsida; Fabales; Fabaceae. The transcript has 3 exons. Gene Ontology annotation, molecular function: nucleic acid binding; RNA-DNA hybrid ribonuclease activity. The record is from RefSeq and is a predicted model, not a curated record. Bases 1 to 2706 code for a protein of 901 amino acids.